Molecule: messenger RNA, 1143 nt
Organism: Caenorhabditis angaria
Lineage: Eukaryota; Metazoa; Nematoda; Chromadorea; Rhabditida; Rhabditidae
Source: the annotation of a GenBank genome assembly
AUGGUUCUAAACAUAAAACGAGCUUCAUCUCUAGAGGAAACUUCUGUGGAAAUUCAUGAUGAUAUUUUGAAACCUUUUGUGCAUCAGGUAACUUAUUAAAUUUCGAAUUUGAAUUAGGAACUAAUGCAUUCAGGUUGGUGGACAUACACCUUUUACCUCGCUUCCGAAUGGACAUUUAUUGAAACCUUGUGAUGUGAGAGAAUUGCAUUUUUAUCAACAAAUGCCUGAUCAUUUAAAAUGGAUUGCUCCAUUGUGUUGCACAACAAUACAAGUAAGUGUUUUGGAAAAUAUCACUACGAUUUGCCACGUUAUACUUUACCGCUGCACGGAAUUUUCGCUCACAAAAAAUUCUAAUUUUAGAGUGGAUCAGUAAAUAUUCUGCCUCAUAGUUGUAUUCACUGCAAAACACGCCAACUUGAAAAUGUUAUAAUACCAGAAAGCAUCGAAGGUUCGCCCAUUUUGAACAAACGAAAAUUAUCAAAGUGAGUUUCUAUAUUUCUUCUACAUAUAUUUAAAAUCUAUAUUUUAGAUUCUUCAUAGUUUUAUCGGAUUUAACUUAUCGAAUGAGAAGUCCUCGAGUUUUGGAUUUGAAAUUAGGAACUCGACAACAUGGAGAUCAAGCAUCUUUGGAAAAAGCGGCUUGUAUGACAGCGAAAUGUCGAUCUACCACAUCAGCAACAUUAGGAAUAAGAUUAUGUGGAAUGAAAUAUCAGUGUCCGAACACUCAACAACAAAUUGUAUAUGGAAAAUAUGAAGGUAUUUGAAUAUUUCUAAACUAAAUAUAGCCUAUCAAACCAAUUUACUCAUUUUACAGGAAGAUCUAUGAGUGAAUUGACACUUUAUGAAAAUAUCAUUCAAUUUUGUUCAAUUAACUCUGAGAUUUUGGAAAUUGUCAAGAGAAAACUUGAAGCAAUCCAUUCAAUAAUCAAAAAAUCAUAUGGUCUUCGAUUAUUUGGAGCAAGUCUUCUGAUUGUUUUAGAAGGAGAUCCAAUCUCUUCUCAAACAAUCGAUGAAUUAGUUCAAAUCAAAAUAGUUGAUUAUGCAAACUCAACUUUCAAUGGUUUUUUGACUGAUAAUUUCUACGAAGGACCAGAUGAUGGAUCACUUUUAGGAAUCGAAACUAUUCUCCGGUUUUUAGAUUAA